GACAUCUAUUGUACUUCCUGUCCCGCGUCGUCACUUCCGUAGUCUCCAAGAUGGCUGGGCGCGUGGUGCUGUCUGCAUGCCGGCUGGCAGUGUUCAGCAGGCUCCCAGCCCACAGUCUGCGCAUUGCGACGUGGCCCAGCCCUGCGGCUCGCUUCUACCCCCUGCUGUACAGGAACUAUGCCACCGAGGUCAAAAAGAGCUACCUGAGGGACAAGCCCCACAUCAAUAUUGGCACCAUCGGGCACGUGGACCACGGGAAGACCACGCUGACAGCUGCGAUCACUAAGAUCCUAGCAGAGGCUGGCGGGGCUCAGUUUAAGAAAUAUGAAGAAAUUGACAACGCCCCGGAAGAGAAGGCUCGUGGUAUCACCAUUAAUGCAUCGCACGUGGAAUAUACCACGGCCAACCGCCAUUAUGCGCACACGGAUUGCCCCGGACAUGCUGAUUACGUGAAGAAUAUGAUAACGGGGACCUCGCAAAUGGACGGCUGUAUUCUGGUUGUAGCAGCCACGGACGGACAAAUGCCACAGACGCGGGAACACUUGUUGCUGGCGAAGCAGAUCGGGGUACAGCACAUCAUUGUGUAUAUUAACAAGGCUGAUGCCGUCGAUGACAAGGAGAUGCUGGAUCUGGUGGAACUUGAGAUCAGGGAGCUGCUGACGGAGUUUGGAUAUGACGGGGAGAACACGCCCGUGGUCACAGGAUCCGCGCUCUGUGCCCUUGAGAACCGCAAUCCAGAUAUUGGCCUGAAUUCUAUCAUUAAGCUCCUGGAUGUUGUGGACAGUCACAUUCCGGUCCCGGAGCGCGACCUUGACAAGCCCUUCCUGCUGCCGGUGGAGACCGUGUAUUCUAUUCCAGGCCGGGGUACAGUGGCGACCGGGACCUUGGAGCGCGGUACAAUUAAGAAGGGAGAUGAAUGCGAGUUCAUCGGGCGUAGCAAAUAUAUUAAAUCAGUGGUCACAGGGAUUGAGAUGUUCCACAAGAGCUUGGACCGGGCAGAGGCUGGAGAUAACCUUGGAGCACUGGUCAGAGGAUUAAAGAGAGAAGACAUCCGGAGAGGCAUGGUGAUGUGCAAACCAGGCUCCAUAAAAGCCCACCAGAAGGUGAAUGCUCAGGUGUACAUCCUCAGCAAGGAGGAAGGAGGACGCCACAAGCCUUUCGUCAGCAACUACUUACCUGUGAUGUUCUCCUUGACUUGGGACAUGUCUUGCCGAAUCACCCUUCCGGAGGGGAAGGAGAUGAUGAUGCCUGGAGAAGACUCCAGCCUGGUCAUGACUUUGCGGCAGCCCAUGGUCCUGGAAAAGGGUCAGCGCUUCACGCUACGAGAUGGAAACAGAACCAUCGGAACGGGAAUCGUGACAGACAUCCUGGAGAUGACACCAAAAGAUGAAGAGGGCUGGGUGUCCUGAGCAUCACACACAUGGACUUGUCUCAUGGGGGGCAGGGGGUGUUUCUGCUGAAUUGUAGACUACCCCAAACAACGACAAAUGCGGCACCCAACGUCAUCCCUCACCCUGGCCUCCAAUUCCUCUGUACAAUACUCCCCAUACUCAAUAAAAUGAGUUCUGCCCAUUUGCUCGUGA
This is a messenger RNA of Pseudophryne corroboree (corroboree frog), 1583 nucleotides long. RefSeq names its product Tu translation elongation factor, mitochondrial (gene TUFM). Lineage: Eukaryota; Metazoa; Chordata; Amphibia; Anura; Myobatrachidae. The coding region runs from base 51 to 1409 and encodes 452 amino acids. Gene Ontology annotation, biological process: mitochondrial translational elongation. Gene Ontology annotation, cellular component: mitochondrion. The record is from RefSeq and is a predicted model, not a curated record. The transcript has 11 exons. Gene Ontology annotation, molecular function: GTP binding; GTPase activity; translation elongation factor activity.